CUGCAUCUGAGUGUAGGAGAGCGAGAGGCUUGAACUUCCUGUGCAAUCUCAGUUCACCCGUUAUACAUAUACAGGACGAUUUUUGGAGCUGCAAAGUGAGAGGGGAGUGUUUGGUCAUUUAAAGAGAAAUUCCCCCGUACAUAAACUGUAAAUGCGGAUUGUUUACAUCAGUCGGUCGAGUCGGAGAAGCCAUUCCUUCUUUCCCUCCUCCCUUCGCACACUGUGGCGGUGGCGCGACUCCCCCUCACCGCAGAUAGUGUCAGUGGAGCUGGCCAUGGGGCCCUGAUACAGCCCGGGCCCUGACUGAGGUUCUGCGUUGCAUCAGAAAAGGAACAAUUAUUGAUGCACGAUUCACUUCCCUGACUACUGCAUCAACCAAGAGUGACUACUACUACAAGAGGAAAGAUAGAAGAUUUUGAACUGCAAUAUUAUUUCAAGAUAAUUGCAUGAUCUGAUAUUCGAGGGAGUGUGUUGAUGUGCUGACCAAAUUGAUCGAGAUUAUUAUGGCUGUUCUAAAACUCGUCGAACAGCCUCCUCUGGUCCAGGCCGUCUUCAAUGGAGACCCUGAGGAGAUACGCAUGCUCAUCUACAAAUCGGAAGACAUCAACGCUCUGGAUGCAGAGAAGCGCACCCCGCUCCAUGCUGCAGCCUUCCUGGGUGAUGCUGAGAUCACUGAGCUUCUUAUCCUCUCCGGGGCGCGGGUCAACGCCAAAGACAGUAUGUGGCUCACCCCUCUCCACCGUGCGGUGGCAUCCUGUAGCGAGGAGGUGGUUCGUGUGCUGAUCCGUCACUCUGCUGAUGUGAACGCGCGGGAUAAGAACUGGCAGACGCCGCUUCACGUUGCCGCUGCCAACAAGGCCCUGCGCUGCGCUGAGGUCAUCAUCCCGCUGCUGAGCAGCGUCAACGUGUCGGACCGCGGGGGGCGCACUGCCCUGCAUCACGCCGCCCUCAACGGGAACACCGAGAUGGUUAACCUGCUGCUGGCUAAGGGAGCCAACAUCAAUGCCUUCGAUAAGAAAGAUGGCCGCGCGUUGCACUGGGCGGCUUAUAUGGGACAUCUGGAUGUAGUGUGUCUGCUUGUCAGCCAGGGGGCAGAGGUCAGCUGUAAGGACAAGCGGGGUUACACCCCCCUACACACGGCCGCUUCUAAUGGUCAGAUCGCUGUGGUCAAACACCUGCUCAACCUGGCUGUGGAGAUAGAUGAGACCAAUGUGUUUGGUAACACGGCUCUGCACUUGGCCUGUUUCAACGGUCAGGAUGCUGUGGUCAGUGAGCUGAUAGACUACGGAGCUAACGUCAGCCAGCCCAACAACAAGGGUUUCACCCCGCUGCACUUCGCUGCAGCCUCCACCCACGGAGCCCUCUGUCUGGAGUUCCUGGUCAACAACGGGGCUGACGUCAACGUCCAGAGUCGGGAUGGGAAGAGCCCCCUCCACAUGACAGCAGUCCACGGCCGCUUCACUCGCUCCCAGACACUCAUCCAGAAUGGUGGGGAGAUUGACAGUGUGGACAAGGAAGGGAACACUCCUCUUCACAUUGCUGCUCGCUAUGGUCACGAGCUCCUCAUUAACACACUCAUCACCAGCGGAGCUGACUGCACUAGACGAGGGGUCCAUGGUAUGUUUCCUCUGCACCUGGCUGCUAUGAAUGCCCACUCAGACUGCUGCCAGAAGCUGCUCUCCUCAGGCUUCCAGAUCGACACCCCUGAUGCACUGGGGAGGACCUGUCUCUCUUUCGCUGUCUCUCUUAAUGUGGAGUGUGUGAAGUUGCUUCUGAGCAGCGGUGGGGACCACAACCGGAGGGACAAGUGUGGCAGGACCUCUCUCCACUAUGCAGCAGCCAGUCGUCACUACCAGUGCCUGGAGACCCUUGUGUCGUGUGGGACCUGCAUUAAUGCCACUGACCAGUGGGGGCGCUCUGCUCUGCACUACGCUGCUGCCUCCGACCUGGACAGAAGGCGACGUCAGGCUCUGGAGCCAGAGAGUGAAGGGGUGCAGGCAGAGAAGGAGAAAGAGGCUGCACUAUGUCUAGAAUUCCUUUUGCAAAGUGGUGCUACUGCCUCUCUGAAGGAUAAGCAGGGCUACAGUCCUGUCCACUAUGCUGCAGCCUAUGGCCACAGACACUGCCUGGAGCUGCUGUUGGACAGAGACGAGAGUCACCAGGAGCCCCCAGACCUUCUGGGUGCCAGGAGCCCCCUGCACCUCGCUGCAUACCACGGCCAUGCACAGGCUCUGGAGGUGUUGCUGCAAGGGGAGAGGGAGGUAGACCAGGGGGACGAGGAAGGUCGUACUCCCCUGGCCCUAGCGGCUCUCAGGGGCCACACUGACUGCGUCCACACCCUUCUCAGCCAGGGGGCCUCGCCACGCACCACGGACACCAACAGGGGACGCACCCCGGUACACCUAGCAGUGAUGAAUGGUCAUACGUCGUGUGUACGCCUCCUUCUGGACGACCAGGAUAGUGCAGACCUGGUGGACCCUACAGACUCUCAGGGACAGACUCCUCUGAUGCUUGCGGUGGCAGGGGGACAUGUGGACGCUGUGUCUCUGCUGCUGGAGAGAGAGGCUGCUGUAGAUACAGCAGACAACCAUGGCCUGACCGCCCUGCACCUCGGGUUGCUGUGUGGUCAGGAGGAGUGUGUUCAGUGUCUGUUGGAGCAGGAGGCCUCUGUGUUGCUGGGGGACUCCAGGGGCCGAACAGCCCUCCAUCUGGCUGCAGCGAAGGGCCAUGCAUCCUGGCUCGCUGAGCUGCUGAGUAUGGCCUGUUCUGAACUGCCCACGCCCCCCCUCCGAGACCACCAGGGGUACACCCCCCUGCACUGGGCCUGCUACUAUGGUCACGAGGGCUGUGUGGAGGUACUGCUGGAGCAGAAAGGUUGUCCCUGUAUCGAUGGGAACCCCUUCACUCCUCUGCACUGUGCUGUGGUGAAUGAUCAUGAACCCUGUGCCUCACUACUGCUGGAAGCCAUGGGAUCAGACAUGGCCAGCUGUAAGGACGCUAAGGAUCGGACUCCACUCCAUGCUGCAGCGUUCUCUGGUCAUGUGGACUGUGUUCAGCUGCUUCUGGCCCAUGAUGCACCUGUGGAUGCUGUGGACCAAUCAGGGCGCAGUGCGCUGAUGAUGGCUGCAGAGAAGGGAAGAGUCGGGACUGUAGAGGUGCUGCUGACCAGUGCCAAUGCCAGUCUGAGGUUGGUGGACCAGAAUGGUAACACCGCGCUCCACCUGGCCUGCAGUAGCGGAAAGGAGGACUGUGUACUAUUCAUCCUGGAGAGGCUGAAGGACACUGUUCUCAUAGGUUCCACCAACGCAGCACUGCAGACGCCCCUCCACCUAGCGGCCCAUAGCGGUCUGAAGCAGGCUGUCCAGGAGCUGCUGUCCAGGGGGGCCAGUGUUCAGACGUUGGAUGAGAACAGUUUGACCCCUGCUCUGGCUUGCGCUCCUAGCAGGGAGGUGGCUGACUGUCUGGCUCUCAUUCUGGCUACCAUGAUACCUUUCUGCUCCCAUUGCAGCUCCGGUGCGCCCUCCCCAGGUUCCCUCCUGAGAGCCCUACCCAGGGAGGGGAAAAGCUCCCAUGGCCCUCGCAGCCCCAAGGCCCCCUCGGACCCCUCUAGCGAGGGCAGUGCCAGUCAGGGCGCCACUGAAAACGACUCGGACUCAGAAACCUUUUGACCCCUAUGACCUAUGACCCUGACUCUUAUCAGACUACCUGGAUGCCUGAAGAUCAGCACUCUCCCACCACCCGACCACCCCUGAUUCCUUGCUCGUGUCCCAGAGCAGAACCUCUCCGUGGGGCUUGUACAGGACUUUGUUCCCCCUAAAGGCUGGAGGGAUGGAGCUUGACCCCUAACCUAACUGUGAUUCUGUCUGCUGGUGCUUCUUUUCCAGAUCACUCUUGGUACUGCAUCUCAGCUUGGCGAUCAAUGACAGGCUGAUACCUUUUUUGAUUUUUCUUAUGAAAAGAGACCCAAGGAUGAAGAAAAGUAGAAUUGUAACCUUUUCUCUUUUGGUUGGUUGAUGUACCAAAUAUUGACUUAACAUAAGUAUUUAUGUUGAUGUUUGUGUCUGGGUAGCCUAGGUAUGCAUUGAAAGGUACGCCCUGCUCUGUCUAUCUGCCCAGUGAUGUGAGUAUAGCACAAACCAACUGAAGCACAAUUCCAGAAUUCACUUAUAAGCUUAUUAUAGAGACACCAGGUAGAAUGCUUUCCUCUAGUUACAGUGUAUGUAUAGUCAGAGAAUCGCCUUUAUGCAAAGAAGUGGCAUCAUUUUCAACCUCGUGUUCCCACACCAAUAGAAAUAUGACAUUGGGCACCGAAUUGUUCCUGAUCCUAUCACGUGGUCAGUUAGGAAACUUCUGUCCCUCGUGUUACAGGUUCAUAGCGUUUCAGUAAAUUACAUGCCCAGGUACAAUAUGUCAGAUCAGGUCUCCAGUGAAAAGGUUGACACCUGUAUGGUAUUUAUUCACAUUUAUAUUAUGGUACAAAGGACAGCAGGACCUUGCUCACUCUUCAUUUCCUCUAACCCUCCAUCCUUGUUUACCGUCUGUUGGCUACCUACCUGCAAUGUGCCAGUCUCUUAAACGUGUCCAGUGCCUUGUUACACCUUUUAUAUACUUUUUAAAAUUUAAAUUCUCCCCCAAAAAGUGUAUCCCCUAACGCAGGGUUCUCCAACCCUGUUCCUGGAGAGACACUGUCCUGCAAGUUUUCACUCCAAGCUUAAUCAAGCACACCUUAUUCUAAUAAUUAGCUGGUUGAUAAACUGAAUCAGGUUAGUUUCAAUUGGGGUUAGAGUGAAAACCUACAGGAAGGUAGCUUUCCAGGAACAGGGUUGGAGUGAAAACCUACAGAAGGGAAGCUCUCCAGGAACAGGGUUGGAGUGAAAACCGACAGGAGGGAAGCUCUCCAGGAACAGGGUUGGAGUGAAAACCUACAGGAGGGAAGCUCUCCAGGAACAGGGUUGGACAGUCCUGCUCUAAUGAGUAUCUUGUCACUUCUAACCCUAAAAAAGAAACUCAGUUAUGGUCAGGCAUGCUUGUGUGUAUAUAUAUGCUUGCUACAAGAUGUCUGACGAAAGGAAGUUGGUUUCUACUUUUGUACAUACCGUGUCAUUGUAAUAACUCUACCCCAGAGCACACAAAGAAAGCACAAUGCCUCCGUUUCUAAAUGCUUGUCGUUGGAACUAAGAAACGGGGAGUUUCAGUUCUGUCCCAAAUGGCAAGCUAUUCCCUACAUAGUGCACUACUUUUGACAACAACCCUAGGGGCCCUGCUCAAAAGUCAUGCACUGUAGGGAAUAGGGUGGCAUUUUAAAUGCAGAUGGUCUGUCCGUAUUACAUCAGUCGUGACAAUCAGUGUUUGAUAGAUUUUCAUACCAGUUCCUGAUUCAGUAUGAAAUGCUGAAGGUUGUUUGUCAGCUUCCCUUUGUUUUAUAUGAAUUGUACAAUUCUAUAAAAAUCUGUUUUAAUUUA
Messenger RNA from Oncorhynchus masou masou (cherry salmon), 5462 nucleotides. Its product is annotated as serine/threonine-protein phosphatase 6 regulatory ankyrin repeat subunit B-like. The transcript has 27 exons. NCBI's taxonomy places the organism in Eukaryota, Metazoa, Chordata, Actinopteri, Salmoniformes, Salmonidae. Bases 504 to 3668 code for a protein of 1054 amino acids. Gene Ontology annotation, molecular function: protein binding. The record is from RefSeq and is a predicted model, not a curated record.